Messenger RNA from Beauveria bassiana ARSEF 2860, 510 nucleotides. RefSeq names its product pre-mRNA branch site protein p14. Gene Ontology annotation, cellular component: cytoplasm; ribonucleoprotein complex; nucleus. The record is from RefSeq and is a predicted model, not a curated record. Lineage: Eukaryota; Fungi; Ascomycota; Sordariomycetes; Hypocreales; Cordycipitaceae. Bases 1 to 510 code for a protein of 169 amino acids. The transcript has 5 exons. Gene Ontology annotation, molecular function: mRNA binding.
AUGAGUAGUCGCGGUGGGAAACUUGCCCCCGAAGUCAAUCGAGCUCUGUUCGUCAAGAACCUGAGCUACAACGUAACGCCGGAAGAGCUAUUUGAUCUCUUUGGAAAAUUUGGACCCAUCCGCCAGGUUCGACAGGGCAUUGCCAGUGCGACCAAGGGAACAGCUUUUGUGGUCUAUGAGGAUGUUAUCGAUGCCAAGCAAGCCUGCGACAAGCUCAACGGCUUCAACUUUCAGAACCGCUAUCUAGUUGUACUAUAUCACCAGCCAGACAAGAUGGCCAAGUCAAAAGAGGACCUGGAGGCCCGCCGCGAAUCUUUAGCAAGGCUCAAGAAGCAGCAUGGCCGGUCUACCCCGUCUCCCAAGACAAGCCCCAGAACCACUUCGUCGGAUCCUAAAACUAUCCUGCGAAACGCGUCUCCGGCGACCAAGCCAACUCAACCCGAGUCCAUCAGCCCACGCGCCGUUCGCUUCGUUGAGAACAUGCGCCGCCCCAUCGCGGCAAACGCGUAA